AGCAGCGAAUGGAGGUGAAUUUUGUGAGUUUCAAACGCCGACCGCGUUAUCUGUGACAAAGCUAAAAGUGAAAUCGUGCAAAGCGGACCAUCAACAGAGAUAAAUAUUUAACUACAGCAUCAGAGUUUUGUUACCAUAAACACAGUGCCAAUUAUAAGUUAUUACAUUAUUUACGGCUAUGCGACUAGUACAAAUUCCAGGCGAUGUAGCAUGAACUUUGCUUUAAAUUUGUUUUGAAUCAACGAGAAUUAUAAUUUGCUAAAUGGCUUAAGCAUUCAAUUAAACAACUACAGUGGUGAAGUGAAGCUUUAAUGACUGUAACUAAUGUAAAAUAAAGUUAACAGUUUGAAUAUUUAAACGAGUGUACAUUUCGUGGCCAUAUUUUAUUUGAAACUUAUGUGCAUUAACUAGACAGUGGCACCAUGAGUGCUGCAUUUGAAGAAGGGUCACGCAUAGUGAACGCUGCAGAUAAAUUGGAUACCGCCAAUGGAAAAGCCAUUGAAAAAGGUCAGCCGCCGUGUACGGGGUAUGAAGAAGGGAAUUCUAAAAGCAGUGAGAAAGAGCAAUACGCAGUUCAUACGACCAUUAACAUUGAUGAGGACCAGAAGAACCAUAUUAAUGAAAACCAUCAACAAAGGUGCAGCAAUGGAAUGAAACCAAACCACUCCACAAUACUUACAAAACAACAACACACAACUUGUAAAGCGCAUUCGAAGACCAAACAGAGAAUACUUGUAACGCUUACAAUAAGCAUAACAGUAACUGUUGUUGUGCUGCUGUGGUAUUUCUUCGGUUGGCUGAGCGGCGUGCCGGCAAUGUUCGCUGCUAUAUUUGUUAUGAUGUUGGUGAUAGUAGGAUGGCGUUGGUUCUAUAUUGCCGCCAUGACGUCCAAACGUGAUAUUGUUGCAUUGUGUGCCUACAUACGGCUGCUUUUGCUUAUAAAGAGAUGUGAGCGAAGGAAUUUAUCCAUAGGCGAUAUAUUUCAAAAGAAUGUGGAAAACCAUCCUGAUAAACUGGCCAUUAUUAGCGAGACACAGUCGUGGACAUUUCUACAACUAAAUGAGUUCUCCAAUCGAAUUGCCGAUAUAUUUAACAGUCACGGCUAUAAAAAAGGUGAUGUGGUUGGUUUAAUGUUGGAAAAUCGCGCAGACUACAUUGGCCUCUGGUUGGGUCUCUCAAAAUGUGGGAUCAUAACCGCUCUUAUCAACACCAACUUGAAGGGACCAUCAUUGCUGCACAGCAUCACAGUGGCUAAAUGCGCAGCUCUUAUAUAUGGUGAAGAUUUUGUUGAUGCAAUUGAAAGUAUAGCGACUGAUAUUACUGCAAAAUUCUACCAAUUUAAUAAUGAAAUAAGUAAGCCAGUAAGACAUUCAGCAGAGGACUUGGCCACUUUGCUACACUCAUCUACACACGACAAUCCGCUACCCAGCUCAGCGCAACAUCCAAAUCACCACGAUAAAUUGAUGUACAUUUACACCUCUGGCACAACUGGCUUACCAAAAGCGGCAGUAAUUUCUCAUUCAAGAUAUAUAUUCAUUGCAGCUGGUAUUCAUUACGCUCUGAAUUUUAAAAACAAAGAUGUAUAUUACACCCCGCUACCACUGUACCAUACAGCUGGUGGCGUUAUGAGUAUGGGGCAGGCCUUACUUUUUGGCUCUACUGUUGUUAUUCGGAAAAAAUUCUCAGCUUCGGGAUAUUUUGCUGACUGUGUUCGUUUUAAUUGCACGAUUGCCCAAUACAUAGGCGAAAUGGCCAGAUAUAUCUUAGCCACACCACCGUCUGAACUCGACCGAAAGCACAAAAUUCGUAUGGUCUUUGGCAAUGGUUUGCGUCCGCAAAUUUGGCCACGUUUUGUGGAACGCUUCAAUAUUCCAAAAGUGGGCGAGUUCUAUGGUGCCACUGAGGGCAAUGCCAACAUAAUGAACAAUGACAAUACUGUCGGCGCCAUUGGCUUUAUUUCUCGCAUAAUUCCACAAAUAUAUCCAAUAUCUAUUAUAAAAGCUGAUCCAGAUACGGGUGAACUCAUUCGUGGCGCAGAUGGUUUUUGUCAACGCUGUGAACCAGGCGAGUGCGGAGUAUUUAUUGGCAGAAUCAUAAAAGGCAAUCCCUCUCGCGAGUUUCUGGGAUAUGUGGAUGAGAAUGCCUCAACGAAGAAAAUUGCGCGCGAUGUAUUUAAAAAGGGUGAUAUGGCAUUUCUCUCUGGUGAUCUACUGACGUCUGAUGAACGCGGUUACCUAUUCUUUAUGGAUCGGACAGGCGACACAUUUCGUUGGAAAGGAGAAAACGUAUCAACUAGUGAGGUAGAAGCGCAGGUUAGUAAUGUUACCAGCUAUAAGGACACAAUUGUCUACGGCGUAACGAUACCGCAAACAGAGGGAAGAGCUGGAAUGGCUGCCAUUUACGAUCCAGAGCGGCAGGUAGAGCUUGAGCGUUUCACAGAGGAUAUAUCUAAGAUGCUGCCUGCGUAUGCUAGACCGCAAUUCAUAAGAUUUUUAACUAAAAUUGAUCUCACUGGCACAUACAAAUUGCGCAAAGUUGAUCUGCAAAAAGAAGGUUACAACCCUAAUGUUAUUAAGGAUGCUCUUUAUUAUCAAACGAAUUCAGGGCACUAUGAAUUACUUACUAGUGAAAUUUUUGAAAAAAUAAACAGAGGGGAAAUUCGAUUUUAGUUAAAAAAUUCAGCUAGUUUCAUAAGCAAAUACGCACAUAUUUUCCAUUGUUCUCAAAU
This is a messenger RNA of Anastrepha obliqua, 2728 nucleotides long. RefSeq names its product long-chain fatty acid transport protein 4-like. The transcript is spliced from 5 exons. NCBI's taxonomy places the organism in Eukaryota, Metazoa, Arthropoda, Insecta, Diptera, Tephritidae. The record is from RefSeq and is a predicted model, not a curated record. Gene Ontology annotation, biological process: triglyceride homeostasis. The coding region runs from base 423 to 2669 and encodes 748 amino acids. Gene Ontology annotation, cellular component: endoplasmic reticulum. Gene Ontology annotation, molecular function: long-chain fatty acid-CoA ligase activity; long-chain fatty acid transmembrane transporter activity.